This is a messenger RNA of Penicillium chermesinum, 1317 nucleotides long. Its product is annotated as O-acetylhomoserine aminocarboxypropyltransferase/cysteine synthase family protein. The transcript has 7 exons. The record is from RefSeq and is a predicted model, not a curated record. NCBI's taxonomy places the organism in Eukaryota, Fungi, Ascomycota, Eurotiomycetes, Eurotiales, Aspergillaceae. The coding region runs from base 1 to 1317 and encodes 438 amino acids. Gene Ontology annotation, molecular function: transferase activity, transferring alkyl or aryl (other than methyl) groups; pyridoxal phosphate binding. Gene Ontology annotation, biological process: transsulfuration.
AUGUCCGACCAGAACCUUCGCUUUGAGACUCUCCAGCUUCAUGCUGGCCAGGAACCAGAUCCCACCACCAAUGCCCGAGCAGUCCCGAUCUAUGCCACUACCUCCUUCAACUUCAAUGACUCUGCCCAUGGCGCAAGGCUCUUCGGCCUCAAGGAAUUCGGCAACAUAUAUUCACGUAUCAUGAACCCGACGGUCGAUGUGUUCGAGAAGCGUGUUGCGGCUCUGGAAGGUGGUGUUGCUGCCGUCGCGGCUUCGUCUGGACAAGCAGCCCAGUUCCUGACCAUCGCUGCGUUGGCAAGAUCGGGCGAUAACAUCGUCUCUACCAGCAAUCUAUAUGGUGGGACUUACAAUCAGUUCAAAGUCCUGUUCCCUCGCUUUGGAAUCACCACGAAGUUUGUGCAGGGUGACAAUGCCGCGGAUAUUAAAGCUGCAAUCGACGACCGAACAAAGGCUGUCUAUGUGGAAUCAAUUGGCAAUCCACGAUACAAUGUACCUGAUUUCGAGGCUAUUGCCGAAGUGGCUCACGAGAAGGGUGUCCCCUUAGUGGUGGAUAACACUUUUGGAGCCGGUGGCUACUUCAUCCGUCCUAUUGACCAUGGGGCCGAUAUCGUCGUACACAGUGCCACGAAGUGGAUCGGGGGUCAUGGAACUACCAUCGGGGGUGUGAUUGUGGACAGCGGCAAGUUCGACUGGGGCAAGAAUGCUGCUCGUUUCCCACAGCUAGUCGAGCCCUCCGAAGGCUACCACGGGUUGAAAUUCUGGGAGACUUUCGGCCCUAUAGCUUUUGCCAUUGCUGUUCGAGUUGAGCUUCUCCGCGACCUCGGCUCUACAUUAAACCCAUUUGCGGCCCAGCAGCUGAUUCUCGGGCUGGAGACUCUGAGUCUCCGGGGGGAACGCCAUGCAACCAAUGCUUUGGCUCUGGCAAAGUGGCUUCAGCAGAAUGAGCACGUUAGCUGGGUUUCUUACCCCGGUCUUGAAGAUCAUCCCUCCCAUGCGACUGCGAAGAAGUACUUGAAACGGGGCUUUGGUGGUGUCCUUUCAGUCGGUGUCAAAGGCGGCGCUGCUGCCGGAAGCCAAGUCGUUGAUGGUUUCAAGUUGAUCUCCAAUCUUGCGAAUGUUGGUGACUCGAAGACUCUGGCUAUCCAUCCUUGGUCUACAACCCAUGAGCAGCUUUCUGACCAGGAGAAGCUGGAUUCUGGCGUUACGGAAGAUGGCAUUCGUAUUUCGGUUGGCACAGAACAUAUUGACGACAUCAUUGCGGACUUUGAGCAGUCAUUCAAGGCAUCUAAGGCAGCAAUCCCUGACCGUACUGCUUGA